GAUUAUUUUAAUAGUGAAAAAUAUUACAUAAAAAUAUCCUACAUUUGUGAGCAUGCUUUGUUUCUUUUUUGUACAUUUUUCUAUCACAACAAAGGCCAAAAGGAAAGAAAACACAAAGAAGUUCAGGCUUUGUAAUGAGCAUUGUUGACGUCACUAAGCGCACGCGUCCUUACGGGAUGCCAUGGAUCAUUAAUUAAACCGUGAAAACACACAAACCCGUCGUCGGUAUCGGGGUGGGGGGGAAGUGAAAGAAGUGAAAGUUCAUCCUCCAGACACACGCCGAUCCCCCGGACAGCACAUCCAACAAUGCAUCAUGGGGAAUGUAGGAUCUUUGAGGGCUUAAGGACUUUGUUGGCAUGACUCCAUCCGUCCUGCAGACGUGUGCUUGGUCACGUCCAGAUGUGACGUCCAAAGCCAUUACGCCCGAGGAGCUGUAACCCAACUCCAUCUGUCCAGUCACGUCCCCGUUGCCGACUCACCCGCCUUUCUCCAGUGUCCCUGCGGCCCAGGCUUGGGGGGCCACUCCGCUCCGUGCCACCCUGCAAGCCAGGACGGCCCGCCGUCUGCCUCUCACCCAGACCUCAUCACCAUCAUGGAGGCUCUGUGUAUGAAACACCUGGAUGAGGAUCAGAAGAAAGGAGGGUUCAGAAUGGCGGCCUGGGGCUCCACUGCUGAGGAGGAUGAAGAAACCUCCGUGCCUGCAAACCGGAGGAAGGUGUCAUUCGCGGAUGCUUUCGGCCUGGAUUUGGUGUCCAUUAAGGAGUUUGUGGACGCCACGGAGGUCAGCGAGGAAAUAGAAGCCGGCCCUUCUGAGGAGUUUUACCUUUCUUGUCUCUUCACCGCACCUUCAUCUUCAGAGGAGCUGGAGCGGAGCCUGGAAGCGCAGAUGGUGGACUUGGAGAGCAUCGAGCUCCUUCCGGGUACCACAACCCUGCGAGGCACGGUGCGGGUGCUCAACCUCUGCUACAGCAAGUCUGUGUACGCGAGGAUCACCCUGGACCGCUGGAGGAGCUACUUUGACAUCAUGGCCGACUACGUACCUGGGUCCAGUGAUACCAGAACGGAUGGCUUUACCUUCCAGUACACGGUGGUUCCUCCCUUGGAGAAAGAAGGCACCAGGGUGGAGUUUUGUCUGCGUUAUGAGACAUCACUGGGCACUUUUUGGGCCAAUAACAAGGAGAUGAACUAUGUCAUGUUCUGCCACCAGAAGAGUCCUGUUAGGAAACAAGUGCAGAGGAGCUGUCUCAAAGCUAGCAGGAGAGGAAGCGCUCAGGAAAAACAGAGCAACAACACGGCCAUGCUUACCACAGAAGCGGAGGCCCCACGGGAAGAAGAGAGUGCAGAGAGUCCGUCCUUAUUCCACCCUGCAGAGUACAAACCUCGGGUGGAGAGCAUGAAAAACCGACAGAGAGCCGCACGCCUGGCGCACGUCAAAGACAUAUUCUCCCACAGGUGGGGGCUACAUGACGCCGGGGCCCACGUGGGCACGAGGAAACAAUCGAACAAGCGACCCCAUGUGCUGACCUACCACCAAAUUCCUCUGAUUAGCCUGGACUGGGACAAUGAUAAUAAUCUAAUGGAUGAUAUCUGGACAGGAAGAGCCAAAGUGACCUUGUCGAAAGAGCAAAGUGUAAAAGCCGCAGCGUCUGUUAAUGAUAUUUUGGGGUCCUUUCUUAAUGGGAAAGGUCACGCCGCUGAUAACGACACCUCUGUGUGUGAUGUAUGGCGGGCUUUUAUUAACGAGCCUGCUUCCGAGGACGAGUCGAGUGUCCCCGAGUCGGAAUGGCUGCAAACCGCCGUGCGGGUUUCUUCUCUGCCUGAAGAAAAAGAUGUCCGGAAUGCCACCCUAGACGCCUCAGCUGCGGGUCAGGCGCUGUCACAUGCUUCCCAAACAUCGCCAGAUCACGUUUCCCCAAGGGGUGAGGACACAGUCGCGGCAGAGUCGCAUGCGACUCUCGUGUCCCGGGGAUCUGUUGACACUUCAGAAGAACAUCGAAACAAAGGAGAUGAAUGCCUGAAGGAGUUGACGCCCAUGACAGCAGAGCCACAGAAUGCCGACGGCCAUGACAGGAUCUCACAGGGAGAAAGACGGAUUCUGGGAGGGGAAGACACAGGUGGCGGGAUGGGUCACCAAAGAACGGAGAUGGAAGUCAGAGAAGAUGAGAAGAAAAAUGAGGAAAUCGGCACACUGGAUGACCAUGUCAUCAUCUCAAAUGGUCAGAUCUUUGAAGCCAAUCCAGAGGAUCGUGUCCUCCAUCGCACUUUAAGACAUUUCCCGCCAGAUAGGCACAACCUGAAUGGGAAAAUGAGGUCUCAGGAGUGCGAAAGAAGCCUAAAGUUAACCGAGUUUUGCAACCAAUUGGAUCCAUUAAAUGAACGAGUGACCUUCACGUUGGAGGACCCUCUGGGAAUAAACCAAAGUGACCACAGACAAGAGCCUAAUUUGACGGAGAAUACCAACGCUCUUGAAGUAAUGGAGUCCAGAUUGGAUAGAGUUGGAGAUGGCGCACUUGAACGACCAACGGACUCCACAUCAGGUGUUCUCCAUGAAACAGGAAGUACCGCCGCAGAAGAAAGUGGGCAGUCGAUUGCUCCUGCCGAUCCCGUUUCGUCUGCUCCAGAUGUCAACCGUCCCUGCCGGAAGUCCAACGGUUUUAUGUGGUGGACCAUGUUGUACAUCCUAAGUCACUUCACCCGAUUCCUCACCUGCAGCCUGCCAGUCGCCGGAUUUGUUGUUAUUGUUUCCUUGUACGAUUUCCUCGCAUUCUCUAUGCUAUACGUGUUUUCAUGCUUUCAUGUUCUUACUUGUUUGCUCGCGUGGUGGUUUUAUAAGUGGAAGUGGUCUCAGGGGGGGACAGACGGGGUUGUCGGCUAGGGUGAAAUGGUUACUACAUCAUCAGGGUGUCUUCAUAGGGACUAGGUGCAAUGACACAUUUUUAUAUCUGUAUUUUUGUCUUAGUAGUGCACUGUUUGGUUGGCUUUUCUUGAAUAAAAUAAACGAUCGGUCACCAUCCUU
Molecule: messenger RNA, 3016 nt
Organism: Doryrhamphus excisus (bluestripe pipefish)
Lineage: Eukaryota; Metazoa; Chordata; Actinopteri; Syngnathiformes; Syngnathidae
Gene: ppp1r3aa
Product: protein phosphatase 1, regulatory subunit 3Aa
Biological process (GO): regulation of glycogen biosynthetic process
Cellular component (GO): protein phosphatase type 1 complex
Molecular function (GO): glycogen binding; protein phosphatase 1 binding
Source: RefSeq, a predicted model, not a curated record